AUGGAGUACAGUCCUCCCAGAAUGACACUAGAGGAGCUGGAUAAAAAACUGGCAGAAUACGACCUACCUACUCAAAGUCUGCCAGUGAAAUCAACGGACUUCAACUAUCCCCAAAAUUGUCAGUCUCAGUUUGGGAGAUCCCAACAGAUUAGAGGGGAUAGCACCAAGGAUGGUCGAUGUCCAGAAGUUAAAAGGGGCAGAGUGGAAGUCAUUGGUCAAACUAAGGCCAAUGAAAGCCCAGUGUUUCGCAGUCGUAAACGCAAAAGAUGCUGGGAAGGUAAACUCGUUUGUUUCUUUCUUCUUUUUUUUUACCCAUUGUACUGCGCUGCAGAAUAUGUCAGCACUAUAUAAAUCGUUGUAAUUGUUAUUGAAGGUCAAGCUGAAGAUGAGGAUGGUUUCCAGCCCAAAAGACAACGGGUCGCAGAUGUAGAUUUCACUUCUCCCAGAAUAACACUAGAGGAGCUGGUUAAAAAGCUGUCAGAAAUACGUGUUGAAAGCCGGCCAGUUAAAUCAAUGGACGUCAACCAUUCCGGCACACAAGACUCAUCUGUUGAAGAUAUGGAAGUCGAUUAG
Messenger RNA from Pelobates cultripes (western spadefoot toad), 573 nucleotides. Lineage: Eukaryota; Metazoa; Chordata; Amphibia; Anura; Pelobatidae. The record is from the annotation of a GenBank genome assembly.